ACGCAUGCUUAACCUAGGAUAAUUUGCAGAAAAGAAGUUACAACUUGUGCAGAACAUGCGAUUUUGUGAAGGGAAAAGCAGAAUCAGUCAACGGAAUGUGCCAAAUUAAUAUUGAGAACCGGAAAAAGUUGAAGAAUCCUCACACUGCUGGAAAAAGAAGUUUUGCUUUAGUACGCUCUAAGUUGGAAAAAGAGAAGGAAACUUCGGAUCCUUUAUCGGCAAAAGAAGUCUUUGUAGCUACAAGAAAAAGAAAAGCUGGGCGAUCAUACAAGUGCUCGGAUGAUGAUACAACUAGUAAAAUUGCUGAAAUGGUGGCAAUUGAAUCCCAACAAAAUGAAAAUGGCAAUGAGUCCGUUGAUGUAUUUGCAUCUGUCAUGGGGCCUGAACAUUCGGGACGUCUGAGAUUGUAUGGACGAGGGGUUACAAGAACUUAUUUGAGAGGGAAGGUAGGAUGUUUUGAAUCUUCUUCAAAUACUUCAAAUUCUCUACAAAAAAUGGAGGAGAAGAUACAGAGGAUGGAUGAGAAAAUUGAGGAACAAAAGGCAACUAUCCGUCAAGAAGUUGUUGCAGAUGUCCUUGCACGACUUCAGCGUUCAGGAAUUGAUAUUGAUGCUAAUAUUAUUCUAGCGGCAUUGGGUGAUGAUUCUCCUGGAGAAGCUUCUUCUGCACAGCGAGCAACUUUGCAACCAAUUCGUCGUCCAUCUACUGAUAGCAACAAAGAAGGCCAACUCAUUCGACGUAUUAAUAUUGCUUAUUUUUUAGCUUAUUCGGUUUAGAAUUAUACUUGUUGAUGCCAAGAACUAUAGUUGGGAUAUAUAUUACGGUUUGCAAACUUCUCCAGAAUGAUGAACCACAUUGCUAUAUCCUAGUUGCCUUUCUGAGUUUAGAAUUCAUGUGCAUAUUUUAUCUGCUGCUAUUCAGGAGAUGUUCGCAUUA
This is a messenger RNA of Nicotiana attenuata, 936 nucleotides long. RefSeq lists its product as uncharacterized. Bases 96 to 776 code for a protein of 226 amino acids. The record is from RefSeq and is a predicted model, not a curated record. The transcript has 4 exons. NCBI's taxonomy places the organism in Eukaryota, Viridiplantae, Streptophyta, Magnoliopsida, Solanales, Solanaceae.